UGCGUUUCGCCACUAAAAGCAGAAGCGGUCGCCUCUUCUACUCCACGCGCUCCUCCUCCUCCUCCUCCACCUCCUCCUCCUCAUCGAACUCGAGUCGCAGCGCGCCCUGCACGCACGAAGCCCCAUCGCGACAUGGCGAGGACGUGCCUCUUUGUCUCCGCUGUUGUCUCCUCCAUUGCCCUGCUUCUACGUUGCCCCGAGUGUUUUACGACAGCCAGCACUGGAGCGAGCGAGCGCGAGCUGCAGCAGGUGAUGAGUGCGCUGUGGGACGCGGAUGUGAACCGCCUCAAGCCAGGGAGAGACUACGCCAUCGACCUCCAGGGACGCGCAGGCUACGUGCCCACGGGGAGUAACUCUGCCACGGACUGCGCUGUAAGGCCGCUUUUCAAAUUCGUGGACGAGGGACGCUUGCACGGCAUCGAGACGUUCAGAGUGUUCCUGUCACUGCUGGACAACUACGAGUCGUCCACGGGCAUCGCGGAGACGGUGACGGCGGAGGAGGAGGCUGAGAACCGGCACUUCCUGGAUGCAGUGACGCAGACCAGCGUCAUGCAGAUUGCGCACAAGUUCCUGGCGGAGAGGGGUCUCGCUGACCGUAGCCCCGAGGGCUUCAAGCGGCAGCUCUACUCCAUCUGGUUCCAGCUCUACUCUCGCGACAACUACCGCGGGGACUCGUCGGGCUUCGAGCACGUGUUCGUGGGGGAGACACGGCGUGGUGCCAACAUCCUGGGCUUCCACAACUGGGUGCAGUUCUACCUGCAGGAGAAACACGGCCACGUGGACUACAAAGGAUACAAGGCCCAACGCAGCAGCCGGCCGGAUGACCAGGACCACCUGUUGACGCUGCAGUUCAGCUGGAAGGGGGUGGUAAAGCCCAUGGGCAGCUCGUUCAUCGGCGUGUCGCCAGAGUUUGAGAUGGCGGUCUACACGGUGUGCUUCCUGCUGUCGCGCGAGCGCUCCUCCAGCUACGCCAUGCGCCUCGACGAGUACAGUGUGCGCCUCGAGUGCCAUCGCCAGGGCAACCGCAUCGGCAGCUCCUACCCGGUGCUGCUCGCAAGCAACCUGGCCUAGCGGCCUGGCAUAGUGGCCUGAUUUAGUGGCGUAGCGGCCUGGCAUAGCGGCUUGGCAUAGUGGCCUGGUUUAGUGGCUUAGCGGCCUGGCCUAGAGGCCUGGCAUAGCGGCCUGCCGGCGGGCGGAGCCAUGGAAUCCGGGCACGCAUUAUUAUUUUUGUUAUUAUAAUCGCUAUGCUUGUUUACCCAGGAAAGCCUUGCUGAAUUUGAAGACUUUUUCAGGAGGGUCCUGCCGAGUUUUGUGCAUAGGUGGCAAUGUUGGUACGUGUAAUCCUAAUAGAGUAAUUUGAAAGGAAGUUUUUUUUUAUCAUUUGGAUGUUUGGGUAUUACCUGUUACAUUGUGUGUUUUUGAAGCCAUGGGAGAAAACUUGAGAACCCAGAGGAAACCAAUGCAGAACAGGAGAAGAUACAGAGUCCACACAGAAAGGAGGUGUCUGAGUUGGAAAUCAAACCCAGGCCCUUCUUGCUGUGAGGAAUAAGUGUUACCACUGCGCCACCACCCUGUCACCCAGAGUUUGCCAUCUGCAUAGUCGUAAUGUUUGUCACCUAUUGCAAAGGUCUCGGCGCUUGUGCGGUAUGGCUCUCCGGUGCGUCUUGGGGUCGUACCGCGUCUUGGUCGGCACAAUGUCCGUUUCACUUCACGUUCUGGGAGCUUCAGAGCUUUAGUUCUGUUUCUGAGGAAGGUCUCGGCAUGUGCUGCGAAACGUCAGACAUGCCGAACAACAUGUAGUACAACCCAAAAAUACAUAGGAGAGCUAUUUGUCAUCGUCAAUAGCAGGGCUUAAACUCCCAAUUAAUAUGUUCCUGGGUCACUGGCAGACUCCAGUAGUUGGCACGUGACUGGUACCCAAUGCAGCCCAUAGCGAGAGUCAUGCUGGAUGUGGUGUGCUGGGUGCCGAAGUAUGAUUUGGCUUGGUUGUCUGCCAUUGUUCCUGCACGGGUUCCCAAAUUGCAGUGCCUCUGCGUGUUCACCAACCUCAUGCUGCCGAAUUCGCAGUUUGCUACGAGCUGCAUGCAUACGCUGUGGUAAACAUGCCGAGCGCGACGUACACAGAGUGCUGAUUCCUGUUUUUUAUAUGUAUUUUUACACUCAUGUAUGCACACAUACAUAUGAACAUACAGACACAAAUAUAGAGUACAUCAUCCAUGUCCAUCCUGAAUGUGAAUUGAUGUCAUCUCUGCAGUGGUCAUCCUCUUGGGCGAAUUAUCUCCUUUGGCUGCCAUCCCAUCAAAAGUCUUGACCAUAGGCCUUGAUCAUUCCAUGUAUGUGAUGACUUGAUCUCCUCUGCAUUUGUUCCACGAUCCAUGUGCUCCUAGUUCAGUCAGUAUACUGCUGAGCAUUAUUUCAUUCAAUGUCAUUAUCAGUGUUAUGAUUUUGCUUGCUUUAGACAGAGUUGUGUGUGUUAAGGUCCAUCAGUGGCUGGGGCUGUCUCUCUCUGGGGUAUCGACCCUAGGUCCAUGAGUCCCAUCGUCCCCCACAAAGAGCCCCACCCUCCACCAAUGUAUCUCGUCGCCACUUCAUCACUCCGUCCCGAGUGCUUUUCUUUUGGCAAGACGCGAAGUAAUAAAGUGCCUUAAUUACA
Molecule: messenger RNA, 2653 nt
Organism: Lethenteron reissneri (Far Eastern brook lamprey)
Lineage: Eukaryota; Metazoa; Chordata; Hyperoartia; Petromyzontiformes; Petromyzontidae
Product: poly(U)-specific endoribonuclease-B-like
Molecular function (GO): RNA endonuclease activity
Source: RefSeq, a predicted model, not a curated record